CAAUGAAUUUCCUCAUAAUCAUGGACCACAUUUCCUUUUCUCAUUUUAUUUUAGGACAAAAUGCUAAUAGAUUGUCGUGUGCAGUAGGGUAUACUGAUUCAGGAAAAUAAGUGUUAUUGGUUGUAAUGUGGAAAAAGUCAGAUAAGGAGGCCGCUUUCAUAAAUGUCCAGCCAUCAAUGUGUAAGGACUAGAACCAUACACACUUGCAUUUGUCCUGACCCUUCUUUUUGCCGAAUACAUGUAGUGUUCAAGGUCUAUGUCGUUUUAGCUUGUUAGGUACUCCAUUGGGGUUUAUGAAUCAUAGGGGUUUAUGAUCUAUAUUUUGAGUUUUUAGAGGGAUAAUCAAGGAGGUCUAAAACUAGAAAUCAAUGGGAACGCUUUCCUUUAUUUCCAUUUUUACUUGUUUACUCUUUUUGUUCUUCAAAGUUCCAUUUGCAGCAGUAGAUAGCAUUACUCGAUCCCAAUCUAUUAGCGAUGGAAGUACCUUAGUUAGCAAAGAGGGAAGCUUUGAACUGGGUUUCUUCAGUCCUGGUAGUUCCAAGAAUAGGUACUUGGGAAUAUGGUACAAGAAUAUCCCAGUUAAAACUGUUGUUUGGGUUGCAAACAGACUCAACCCAAUCAAUGACACGUCUGGCUUGUUAAUGAUAAACAGCACAAGUGGUCUUGUGCUUAUGAGUAACAAUAAGAGUGUUGUUUGGUCCACAGGAUUAGGAACACAAAUACAAGCCAAUAAUCCUGUAUUGCAGCUCUUAGACUCUGGAAAUCUUGUACUAAGAGAUGGAAAUUCAGAAAUCGCUUUGUGGGAAAGCUUUGAUUAUCCAUCUGAUACAUUGUUACCAGGAAUGAAGAUGGGAUGGGACUUGAGGAAAGGUAUUAAGCGGCGUUUUACAGCUUGGAAAAGUCCAGAUGAUCCUUCUCCGGGAGAUUUAACAUAUGGGAUUGAAAUGCAACCUCCUUCACAGCCUGAGGCUUAUAUUAUGAAAGGCAGCAAAAAGUUCUACCGGAGUGGUCCAUGGAAUGGCCUUCGGCAUAGUGGUGCACAGGCAAUGAAGCCUAAUCCGCUUUAUGCUUUCGACUUUGUCUCUAAUGAGGAUGAGGUUUAUUACAUCUACAGCCUCAGAAAUAAUUCUGUAAUCACAAGGUUAGUUUUGAACCAAACCAGCUCUUCUCGUGAACGCUAUACAUGGAUUGAAGCAGAGAAAGUUUGGAGGCUAUAUUCAUCAGUACCUAGAGACUACUGUGACAAUUAUGGCCUUUGUGGAGCCAAUGGAAAUUGUAUCCUUAGUGGGUCACCAGUUUGCCAAUGUUUAGAAGGAUUUGAGCCUAAAUCACAAGAAAAAUGGAGCUUAAUGGACUGGUCUCAAGGUUGUGUACGCAAUAAACCACUGAGCUGCCAUAAAGAUGGGUUUGUUAAAUUUAUUGAGUUGAAAUUGCCAGAUACUACAAAUUCGUGGGCGAACAAAAGUAUGAGCCUCAAAGAAUGCAGGGAUAAAUGCUUGAACAAUUGUUCUUGUAUGGCUUAUACAAACUCAGAUAUUAGAGGAGAAGGUAGUGGCUGUGCGCUUUGGUUUGGUGAUUUAGUGGAUAUUAGACAGUUUCCAGCUGGUGGGCAAGAACUGUAUAUCAGAAUGUCAGCCUCAGAGAUAGAGGCAAGGAAAGGUUGUAGGAUGAAGAGAGCAGUGAUAGUUGCUGUGUCCCUUGCUGUAGUUUCUGGAAUGCUCUUAAUAAUUGGCUUUUACAUAUGCAGAAGCAGGACAAAGUUAAGAGAGAGGAAUGAAGUUGUACGCCAUAAGAAUAAUGAAGGCCAAAACGAAGACCUUGAGCUCCCUUUCUUAGACUUAUCCACAAUAGCUAGUGCCACUGAUAACUUUGAAAUCAAUAAUAAGCUUGGGGAAGGUGGUUUUGGACCUGUUUACAAGGGUAUACUAAAGGAUGGACAAGAAAUUGCUGUCAAGAGACUUUCCACGAGUUCUGGACAAGGAUUGAAUGAGUUCAAAAAUGAAGUAAGAUUGAUUGCCAAGCUUCAACACCGAAAUCUUGUAAAGCUUCUUGCUUGCUGCAUUCAGGAGGAAGAAAAAAUGCUGGUUUAUGAAUACAUGCCGAACAAAAGCCUGGACUCCUUCAUUUUCGAUCAAACAAAAAGUAAAAUGUUAGAUUGGUCCAAGCGCUUCCACAUCAUAUGCGGAAUUGCUCGAGGGCUUCAAUAUCUUCAUCAAGAUUCCAGAUUGAGAAUUAUACAUAGAGAUCUCAAAGCAAGUAAUGUUUUACUUGAUAGUGAGAUGAACCCUAAAAUUUCAGACUUUGGCAUGGCUAGAACUUUCGGAGGAGAUCAAUUAGAAGGAAACACAAAUAGAGUGGUUGGAACUUAUGGUUAUAUGGCACCAGAAUAUGCUUUUGAUGGGCAAUUCUCAACCAAAUCUGAUGUCUUUAGUUUUGGGAUUUUAUUGUUGGAGAUCAUUAGUGGGAAGAAAAGUAGAGGGUUUUACCAUCCAAACCACAGCCAUAAUCUUAUUGGAAUUGCAUGGAUACUUUGGAAUAAAGGAAGGCCUUUAGAUUUGAUUGAUGAAUGUUUAGGAGAAACAUGCACAUUGUCGGAAGUGCUCCGUUGUAUCCAUCUUAGCCUCCUAUGCGUGCAACAGCGUCCUGAGGAUAGGCCAAGUAUGUCAUCUGUGGUUGUGGGUUUAGGCAGUGAGAGUGCAUUGCCUCAGCCCAAAAAACCUGGUUUCUUCUUGGAAAAAGAUUCAAAUGUAGCACAUGGUUUCUCAAGUAAGCACGAAUCAUCUUCAACCAAUGAAGUAACAAUUACAAUAUUGGAGGCUCGUUAAGAAUUUUUUACUAAUGCAGUACUACUGUAACUGUACAAUGUUGUCGAUACAAAACGAAUCAUCAAUAUAAUUGUAAAUUGUAUACC
This is a messenger RNA of Quercus robur (English oak), 2911 nucleotides long. RefSeq names its product G-type lectin S-receptor-like serine/threonine-protein kinase At4g27290. Gene Ontology annotation, biological process: protein phosphorylation; recognition of pollen. The coding region runs from base 369 to 2825 and encodes 818 amino acids. The record is from RefSeq and is a predicted model, not a curated record. Lineage: Eukaryota; Viridiplantae; Streptophyta; Magnoliopsida; Fagales; Fagaceae. The transcript is spliced from 8 exons. Gene Ontology annotation, molecular function: ATP binding; protein serine/threonine kinase activity.